GUCCUCCAGCGCUGCAGGUGGCGCUCAAUUCGCUGCCAUCGAAUCAAUACAAGAAGAAAAAGGAAACGUCGCUUUGUUAUGACGCAGAUUCGUGCAUGACAUUGGUGUGGCGUGAAUGAUCUGAGCAGGUCAGGAUGGCCAUGUUGUCGUCCGGCGUGUUUUUGCCCAAACUGAUGCAGCAGAGGGCUUUCAGCGUCUCUGCAGCUGUGUCUGCUAUUCAGAAGUUAACACGCGUGAGGGUGGUCGACAACAGCGCUCUCGGAAAUGCCCAUCACCACCGUCCACCAAAAGUCAUUCACGUAUACACCAAGAACGGAGUAGGUAAAGUGGGAGACAAAGUCUUGCUAGCCAUUAAAGGACAGAAGAAGAAAGCUCUCAUAGUGGGCCACAAGAUGCCUGGAGAUCGAAUGACCCCACGCUUCGACUCCAAUAACGUGGUUUUGAUAGAAGAGAAUGGAAACCCCACAGGAACGAGAAUAAAAGUUCCUAUUCCGACGAAUCUGCGCAAAAUGGAGGGAGAAUAUUCAAAACUGUUGGCGAUUGCUCAGAGAUUUGUUUAAAUGGGUGUUUUUGUAUUCCGAGAGGUCAAAUCUGAGGACAAAACCGCUUAAAUUUGUAAAUACAUUAAAAAUGUUCACGCCGUUCAGGUAAUUCGCCUUCAUGGUUACUUGUGGAAUAAUUUGCAAUAAAGCAUGUGGAUGAAACCGUGA
Puntigrus tetrazona (Sumatra barb) is the source of this 710-nucleotide messenger RNA. It is a transcript of the gene mrpl14, whose product is annotated as mitochondrial ribosomal protein L14. Bases 135 to 560 code for a protein of 141 amino acids. Gene Ontology annotation, cellular component: ribosome; mitochondrion. The record is from RefSeq and is a predicted model, not a curated record. The transcript is spliced from 3 exons. Gene Ontology annotation, biological process: translation. NCBI's taxonomy places the organism in Eukaryota, Metazoa, Chordata, Actinopteri, Cypriniformes, Cyprinidae. Gene Ontology annotation, molecular function: structural constituent of ribosome.